AAGAGUCCGGGGACGUUGACUCCGGACUAGCACAGAUGUCGCUGCCCUCCUUUGGUACCCGGCUGUGCUUGCAGCUGGUUCUCACUUGCAACUACUAAGAGAAAUGCCCGGGAGAAGAAAACACAGCGAUCCGGUGCAGAGGCCACCGAAAUCUCUUUAUCGCUCCCACCUGAAGUCCAAAUGCAGCUUAGUUCGCUCUUUGGAGAUUCCUGUCGUUCAGGCGGGGCUCCGCCCCUAAGCAGCCCCCUCCUGCCCCGCCUCUCCCAGCAGGGCGAGGUCCGGAUUGGACAGCACCAGGGUGGGCGUGACCUAUGGUUGUGCUGGGACCGCCGGAGCCCCGCGGUGGGUACUGAGGCCGGGGGAUUCCGGAGUAGCGAUCGGGGGGGUCUCAGGCUGUGGCUUCUGUAGCCCGGUCGUUGAUUUCGAACCUGAGAUCGAAGCCGGAGCCGGCGAGUCGGGGAGGAGCGCAGAGAGGGCGGGAUUUCCGCCGAGAGGGAUCCGGCUGCUCAGGGGGUGGGGCUUCCCCGGCAGGGCUGCGUUUCCCGCGUGCGGGGCCGGGUGCUGUGAGUCCCUGCAGACACCCUCCACGCCCUCCCCCAGGCGGCCAAGGAUGACAACCCUCACUCGCCAAGACCUCAACUUUGGCCAAGUGGUGGCCGACGUGCUCUCCGAGUUCCUGGAGGUGGCAGUGCACCUGAUCCUCUAUGUGCGCGAGGUCUACCCGGUGGGCAUCUUCCAGAAGCGCAAGAAGUACAACGUGCCCGUUCAGCCCUGUGGGGUUGUGUGUGUGCAGAUGUCCUGUCACCCGGAGCUGAACCAGUACAUCCAGGAUACACUUCACUGCGUCAAACCACUCCUGGAGAAGAACGAUGUGGAGAAGGUGGUGGUGGUGAUUUUGGAUAAGGAACACCGCCCCGUGGAGAAGUUCGUCUUUGAGAUCACUCAGCCACCCUUGCUGUCCAUCAAUUCAGACUCCCUCCUGUCUCAUGUGGAGCAGCUGCUUCGAGCCUUCAUCCUUAAGAUUAGUGUGUGCGACGCUGUCCUGGAUCACAACCCUCCAGGCUGCACAUUCACAGUCCUUGUGCAUACAAGAGAAGCUGCCACUCGGAACAUGGAGAAGAUACAGGUCAUCAAGGACUUCCCGUGGAUCCUGGCAGACGAGCAGGAUGUCCACAUGCACGACCCCCGGUUGAUACCCCUAAAAACCAUGACGUCGGACAUCUUAAAGAUGCAGCUCUACGUUGAAGAACGAGCUCAUAAAAACAGCUGAGUGCAGGCCAGCCACCCGGCAGGCGCCCAGCCGUCCCCCGCUCGGGGCCCCAGCCUCCAAGUGCUCUUACUGCCUUGACAUGUGGCUGCCCCCUCUGGCCAGGCUGCUCAGCCCUGCUUGCCUUCGUGAGACAGCCUUCCCCAGAGCCUCGGGAAGGAUGCCAGGACAGACGCCACUUCUCAGAGCCUCCUGGGCUCGGCUGGCCAACACCGUCCAUCUGCAAGACUGUGCCGUGUUAUUGUGUUAAUAAAGUGGCCCCAAGGGCUGACCGUAUUGUCAUUAA
This is a messenger RNA of Apodemus sylvaticus (European woodmouse), 1553 nucleotides long. It is a transcript of the gene Mad2l2, whose product is annotated as mitotic arrest deficient 2 like 2. NCBI's taxonomy places the organism in Eukaryota, Metazoa, Chordata, Mammalia, Rodentia, Muridae. The transcript has 8 exons. The coding region runs from base 611 to 1270 and encodes 219 amino acids. Gene Ontology annotation, cellular component: zeta DNA polymerase complex. The record is from RefSeq and is a predicted model, not a curated record.